Molecule: messenger RNA, 2001 nt
Organism: Nannizzia gypsea CBS 118893
Lineage: Eukaryota; Fungi; Ascomycota; Eurotiomycetes; Onygenales; Arthrodermataceae
Exons: 1
Coding region: 1-2001 (666 amino acids)
Source: RefSeq, a predicted model, not a curated record
AUGAGCAACGACACCAAUCUCCUCGAUGCUUCGAACUCCUGGACCUCGAUUUCGGCGCAUGGAAAUGGUUCUGGCUCCGCUGCUUCCACCGUUCGAUCACGUACCCGGCGAGUGAUACCUUCGUACGAUGGCACGGAUGAUGAUGGACAGAUAGCCGAUUUCCCGGGUAAUACACCACAACGCUCGACUCGUUCGCUGCACACGAAUGGCGGAACGUCCACAUCUUCCCCUUACUCUUCAAGAGGCGUGUCUCCAAUACCGAGUAAGCGACUUCCGCGGACGGGUGGCGGAGGAGCGAGCUUACAUGGUAGCCAGAGCCAAAGUACCCUGAGAGGUCGCGGGGUUGGCUUCGGUGGUAUGAUACGAGAAGACACAAGAGGCAGCGGUAAAUCGAAUGGGUUUGCCUCUGACUUCCUGGAGUCUCCUUGGUCGUCACUGCAGGGCCUUGCAUCGAAUAUCAUCGGGUCUGGAAGUGCUUUGAUUAACGGAGAGCCGGGAAAGCCGUUGGGACCAAGGUCGAGAUCCGUCGGAGGGAAUCUGGCGAGGAAUAGACAAACUGGACCUACCUCCUGGGGCCCGCCGCGUUCAAUUAUCGGGGAGGCUAAUCCAGAUGCCCAGAGGGAGAGACAGGAGCUCGUUCAAGCCAAAAGGCGGGAAGCUCUGUUGCAGACCAAUGGGGACAGUUUUCCUGAUAUCAUGGGCAAUUAUAAACGAAGAGACUCGGGAGAUGGGUUUGAAAGGUCGACUGGAACUUCAACGCCGGCGCAGGAAGAAGGGGAUGCAUUGGUGUAUAUCCAUCUCGUCCAGUCAAAUGAUACGCUUACCGGAGUGUCGAUUCGUUAUGGUUGCGCGCUGGCAGUGUUGAGAAAGUCGAAUGGCUUCUGGCCUAGCGAUAGCAUCCAGUCCAGGAAGACCAUUGUUCUGCCCGUUGAGUCGUGCACGCUCAAGGGGCUCCCAAUACCCGAAGAAGAAGUGCGGAAACAGGGUGAUGACCCAACAGAAGACGAUCCAGACCAUGAUACAAGCUCUCUUGUACCUGAUACACAUGCCUCUACGUCCUGUGAUUUUAGGUAUGGAGGCUCACAAUCAGAUCGUGACAAGGUAGAGAACGAAUCUACUAGCGACUCCCCAUGGACACACCACAGUUGGGUAAAGCUAGAUGGUUUCUCAUCGCCCGUCGAGAUUGGCCGACUUCCAAGGCGAUCUUUGGGAUUCUUCCCUCGAGCCCGCAGGAAAUCCCAACUGCGUUUAAGUCCCUAUAAGGAUAACCCCCGGCUAUCCUCUUCCGCUCACGAUCUAUCUGACUUGCAUUCCACUCCUUCUCGUAAACAAUGGGACUCCACCUCUUCCCCAAGGGUAUCGGAUGUAAGUCGUGAUAGUUCGAUAGCUGGCACCAGGCCUCCACGCUAUUCGACUUCUCUACAACACAAACGACAACGCAGCAUAACUCUAUCCGGCCCAGGAGGCGUCGGAACGCUAGAGAACGCCAGAUGUCCCGGUCCACCAAUCGACAAAUUUACCACUUUCGUCAACUCUCAUCUGCCAACACUAACGAUCAAACCUGCACCCAAUGAUACAGCGCCAACGUUUGCCUCGCUACAAAACCUGGAUCGUAUAUCUCUCGACUCUGCUGAUUCCGCUGUGUUUUCGUCUUCGUCUACCGGGGGCCUAGAGAAUGUCGGUGGAGCAAUUGAAGGCUGGUUUCGAAAGGUUGCUACUCGAGCAAAGGCAGGGAUAAAUGAGAUACAGCACCAGCAACAGCCUCUUAGCCAACGACUGGCCAAUCUAGGCCUUGCGGGGACAUCCGGUGAUUUAAUAGAGCUAAACGAUGCAUCCGAGCCUGCAAGGGCUUCUCCUUCCCCCUCCCCAGAUUUCAUGGGCGGAUCCAAUGGAACCAAAGCGACGUCUAACUCCCUUUCUGACACUCCUGCAGUGCGUAGAAAUGCAUUUAAUAAUGACGCAUCAUCCUAUGUUGAUCAUCGUCAGAAGAAGACAGAUUGA